UAGUGGUAGAUGUGCGAAUGCGGAUAAUCGUGUGCUAAAGAGGACUUUAAUUUGUCGAUUAAUAGAAAAUAUACGAUUGUAGAUUAAAACGCCACGUAAUGAAACCUUUGAUGUUGCAUGGGCACGAGCGUGCCAUCACCAAAAUAAAGUAUAACAGAGAAGGAGAUCUAUUGUUCUCCGCUAGUAAGGACAAGCAACCCAAUGUUUGGUACUCGUUGAAUGGAGAGCGUCUUGGUACUUUUAAUGGACACAAUGGUUCCGUAUGGUGCAUUGAUGUCAAUUGGGAUACCACGCGGUUGUUAUCUGGCAGCGGUGACAAUACUCUGAGAGUCUGGGAUUGUGAAACUGGCAAGGAAAUAGGACAACUGCACACAAACAGUUCUGUAAGAGCGUGUGGCUUCAGUUAUUCUGCAAAUCUCGCAGUAUUCUCCACUGAUAAGGCUUUAGGUCACCAGUGCGAGAUGUUUAUUAUGGAUGUACGAAAUGUUGAUUCUACGUUAUCGCAGGAAGAUGCGAUCUCUAGAAUUUCGGUCAAUGGUCCUAGAAUUUCUGCCAUAUUAUGGGGAGCCCUUGAUGAAACCAUUAUCACGGGUCACGAAGAUGGUGAAAUUAAACUUUGGGAUGUGAGAACAGGAAAAAAGCUGUCUAGUGUUAAAGGUCAUAAAUCUCAGAUAAAUGAUAUGCAAUGCAACAAGGAUGGCACCAUGUUUGUAACUGCAUCCAAGGAUCACACGGCAAAACUUUUCGACAGCGAGUCUUUAGUGCUAUUGAAGACUUACAAGACAGAAAGACCUGUAAACUCGGCUACGAUAUCACCAAUUUUUGAUCAUGUGGUUCUUGGCGGUGGUCAAGAUGCCAUGGAUGUCACCACAACAUCUGCACGACAAGGCAAAUUCGACUCACGAUUCUUUCACUUAGUAUUUGAAGAAGAAUUUGCACGUUUGAAAGGACACUUUGGACCCAUUAACUCUCUCGCUUUUCAUCCUAAUGGUCGCAGCUACUCUACAGGCGGAGAAGACGGAUAUAUGCGCAUUAAUAAUUUUGAUCAAUCUUAUUUCGACUUUCAUUUCGAAUAUUAAAUUUGUCAAGAGAUAUAUGUAUAUUAUAAUAUUAAAUAU
Trachymyrmex cornetzi is the source of this 1118-nucleotide messenger RNA. It is a transcript of the gene eIF3i, whose product is annotated as eukaryotic translation initiation factor 3 subunit I. The transcript has 5 exons. The record is from RefSeq and is a predicted model, not a curated record. Gene Ontology annotation, biological process: cytoplasmic translational initiation. The coding region runs from base 99 to 1079 and encodes 326 amino acids. NCBI's taxonomy places the organism in Eukaryota, Metazoa, Arthropoda, Insecta, Hymenoptera, Formicidae. Gene Ontology annotation, molecular function: protein binding; translation initiation factor activity; RNA binding. Gene Ontology annotation, cellular component: cytoplasm; eukaryotic translation initiation factor 3 complex, eIF3m.